CCAGAGCUGCUGAGAACCAGAAAAGGGGAGGCAGCAGAUCUAUUCCACCUUGAAAAUUGAUAAAACAAAAAAUAAAUACUUUUCAGUAAGGAGAAAACUGAUGCUGUUAGAAACAGAGAUGCUUUUAUAAAUGUGCAAUGAGCUGAGGCCUUUUUAAAGAUGGAUUUUCUUCGCGAGGAGAAGGACUUAUGAGCAUUUUUUGGCUCUUUACGCUGCAUUUUCAUAAUUAGGCAGCUAAGGAUCAUCAUAAAUCAUUUUCCAGAAGUAAUUGUGGAUGGAGGGGCCAGGCAGUCCUCGCUUCAGAAAGCUGCAUUUCCCAGUCGGUUUGUGGAUCAACUCUCCCAGGAAACACUUUGCCAAACUAGGACGUCGUUGGCCCAGCGCCAUAUCUGUCAAGUCCACUACCAGCUCUGACGCAGCCUCGCUCCACGAGGCCCCUUCCGCUCCUUCCUCUUCCCUUUCUACCUCCACCCCCUCGCUGGCUUCCCCUUCCCCAUCUCCGUCUCCUUCCCCGGCUGUCCUCAGGCCUCGGCCCGCCGGCACCCAGUCUCGCACAAAGCGCCUCUCCCAUCUCUUCCUGAGGGGGCGCUCCAACAGUGACCGGGACCGGGCCGUGGGGGAGACGGAGAGAGAGAUCUGGGCUCAUUCGGCCGCCCCUUCCUCCCACCACUACUUGGCCCCUGGCUCGUCGUCGGGCCUGAUCAAGAUCUAUGGGGAUGCUCUCUACGGCGGAGCCAACUAUCGCUCCCUGCUGGCAAACAUUCACUCCACAGCCAGGCAGCUUAUCGGCCAGGUCAUCACCCGCUACACUGACAGAGAACGAGAGGAGACAGAUGAUGCAGUUGUCCAGAAACACAGCCCUGAGGACUUCCUGUUGUGUGAUGUCAUUGGAAAGCCAGUCCAGCAGCCAGAUGGAGCUACCAAAUGGGAGACAGAGUGCCGCAGAGGUGUUGCCCCAUGGGAAUGUCCUCUGCUGUUAGUGGACAUGUGGCGGCCUAAGGAUGGGUUUGAGCGGCGCUUUGAAAUCCAAAGAAAGGCAGACUACGAGAGGGAGGAAAGAGAGAGGGAGAUGGAGCGGGAGAAGGAAGGGGAGAGCUACAGAGGUGUGCGCUGGAGGCGGAGUAGAAUGGCGUCUGGACCGGAGGAAGGCGAGCGUGGUCACCGUAGCAGGAACAGCGAUCUCCGGAGGAGCAUCAGCGACAUGAACUUGAGUCUGCGCCGACGGCAAGGCAACCAUGUCAGCAAUGACCCACACGGUCCAGGCAACCAUCCCACCAACAGCAGUGGGGUGCAGGACAGAAAGAACAUCGUGAGCAUGAUCAACCCACUGCCAGGAGAGGUCAGAGCAUCAAGAGCUGAAGCGAAGGUCAGAUGGACGAACCAACCAGUUGACAAUGAGAAGGACUAUUCCAGCUGUGACCUGGAAGUGAUGUCACAAAGCCUGAUCCUUCCGCCUACAGACCGGCCCUAUUUCCUGUUGCUGCAGGGUUACGAUCAGAGCAAGGAUUUUGUUUUGUACAUCAUGGCGGGGCAUACGCAUGUUUUUGGGAGAAAACCAACCAUAAAGGAGAGAGAGAAGGACAGAGAACGAGAGAGGAAGGGGAAGAAGCCCUUGAAGGUGGACACCUUCCUGUCCGCUCCGGACCUUUUGGUCAGACACCUGCUGGUCAGGAGAGACGCUGCUGUUCCAGAGACGCCCACUGGACAAGCUCUGAUACGACCCUUCAGAGGAGGCGAAGUCACGCACAAUGGAGUGGCCCUGUACAGGGAGGCUGUCCUAAGGCCUGGGGAUGUGAUUGGUCUGGGGAACUACUUCCUGUUCUUGUACCGUGACCCUCGCGUGACCCCUGCCCCGCCGCUUGCACUGACGCUGCAAUGGCAGGCUGACACCUCCACCACCUGCUGCCCUUCAGGUCUGGUGGACAGACAAGAGGCACUGAGGCAUUACCUCGGCUCCUCGGAGGCGGUGUUGAAGUUCCAUUCUCGUCACGCAGAUACCUUGUUACAGGAGAUAAUCUCUAAAAAUUCCUCUCCAGACUCCGGCGGGGGGCCUUUAGCUCCGGCAUAUCUGCUGUCAAUCAUGAUUGACCACGCCUCCAAACACCUUGAUCCUGCUCUCACACCACAGAUAUUACUCAAAUCAGCCAAUCUAAUCAAAGAAAUUGUCUGGGAUAACAUUAAGGAAUUCGGGGAUAAGCAUCCCACGCAAAACUCCACAGAACAGGAAGCGGAGAUAAGCACGCCCAAUGUCCAAAAGCUGUCAGCCGACCUGCGGCCCCUCAUGUUCUGGAUGUCCAACGCGACAGAGCUCCUCAACUUCUUCCAGGUCAAAGUGGAAAAUAUGGAAAAGGAGUGGGAAUUUGAAGCCCCCGGGGAUCCGGUUUUGACAGCUGACAUGGACACCUGCUCAGAGGCGCUGGCACAGCUGGAUGAUGUCAUUAUGCACACCUUCCAGCAGUGUGUGUAUCACCUCACCAAGACCCUGUACUCCCUUCUUCCAGCUCUCCUGGACACCAACCCCUUUUCCAACGAGGAGAAAGAGAAAGAAAAGGAUGCAGGCGCAGAGGGAGAAGAGAAGAAGGAAGGAGAAGGAGACGACGUGUCCGUCUUACCUCCGAAGGUGGCAGGACUGGUGGAAGUGUAUCGCUGCUCCCUGAUGCUGUCUCGUGAGGCCUGUCUCUCUCCGCCACUCACCUCCCAGACUUUUGGUUACCUCUUCUUCUUCACCAACACUUCCCUGCUAAAUACUUUGCUGGAAAGAGAUGGGCUGUUUUCAUGGUCCAGAGCAGUCCAGAUCCGAACAAACCUGGACCUGGUUCUGGACUGGCUGCAGGGAGCAGGGUUAGGAGACAUAGCUUCAGAGUUUUUGAAGAAACUUUCCGUCACUGUCAACUUUCUGUGUGUUCCUAAAACCCGACUCAUUCAGUCCUCGUGGUCCAGUCUAAAGGAAGAGCAUGAACUGCUAAGUCCUGCCCAGCUGCACCACCUGCUCACUCAUUACAAACUGGGACCAACCAGAGCUCCACCAGCGUCCUGGGCUCCUCCACCUGACACAGAUCUGAGUGGAGACAUCUUUGAGAGCUUUCUGGACCACCCGCCUCUCAUCCUGCCCAAUGAGACACCCCGCCUUGACCUCUCGCAGCCAAUCCCAAGCCCCGAGCUCCAAAAGGAAGUGACUCGUCUCCGCACCUUCCUGUGGGGCCUUGAUCAGGAUGAGCUCCCUGCCAAUCAGAGGACUCGGCUCUGAAGAGGACCAGACCAGAUAAAAAAAAAGCAAACUGUAUGGGUGUCCUAUGUUUGAUCGUCAUAUCAUUUCCUUUAACUCAGUUUUAUUUUCUUUUAAAUUUCAAGCAAAACACUUAUACUGGUUUUGUUAUGUCUGAUUCAAUUUAAAACAGAGUGUAAACAUCCAUAUCUGCUGGGCCACACAGUGUUAUGCUUUCUAUGACUCUUUCACUUGGCUUCCUUAUAUGUUUUUAAAUGUCUUGUUUGGAAUAAAAUGCUGAAUUCUUGUCUAAAAGCCUU
Molecule: messenger RNA, 3525 nt
Organism: Austrofundulus limnaeus
Lineage: Eukaryota; Metazoa; Chordata; Actinopteri; Cyprinodontiformes; Rivulidae
Gene: rasip1
Product: Ras interacting protein 1
Exons: 16
Coding region: 275-3247 (990 amino acids)
Biological process (GO): regulation of GTPase activity; signal transduction; negative regulation of Rho protein signal transduction
Cellular component (GO): cell-cell junction
Molecular function (GO): GTPase binding
Source: RefSeq, a predicted model, not a curated record